UACAAGACAUCCCUUUGUGACACCUACAUGGCCAAUGGCCAUUGUGGCCGCGGAGAGAAUUGUAAUUUUGCACACGGAAAAAACGAUAUUCGCACAAGGUUUCGCCCUCCGAACUACAAGACAAAAUUAUGCAAAAACAUGUACAAGUUUGGGGCCUGCCCGUAUGAGGAGAAGUGCGACUUUAUUCACAAUUCCAGCGAG
Molecule: messenger RNA, 201 nt
Organism: Kickxella alabastrina
Lineage: Eukaryota; Fungi; Kickxellomycota; Kickxellomycetes; Kickxellales; Kickxellaceae
Exons: 1
Molecular function (GO): metal ion binding; mRNA binding
Source: RefSeq, a predicted model, not a curated record